Molecule: messenger RNA, 4882 nt
Organism: Sitodiplosis mosellana (orange wheat blossom midge)
Lineage: Eukaryota; Metazoa; Arthropoda; Insecta; Diptera; Cecidomyiidae
Gene: NTPase
Product: ectonucleoside triphosphate diphosphohydrolase 5
Exons: 7
Coding region: 2685-4067 (460 amino acids)
Biological process (GO): nucleoside diphosphate catabolic process
Cellular component (GO): membrane
Molecular function (GO): GDP phosphatase activity; UDP phosphatase activity
Source: RefSeq, a predicted model, not a curated record
GUCGACUGCUCUAUGCCGACGACGGAUUGAAUUCAGUGUGCAACCACUGUUGAGAAGGACUUGAUUGUCGAUUUCUAACACCGAUGUGUGAUUUUUCUACCGAAACAAAUAUCACACACCAUCGUUCAUAAUAGUAACCGAAUGGAAUAGAAAUUAUUCCAUUUCCAAAGGGAAAAAAAUCAAUAAAUCAACGACUUUACAUGACCUCCCGUGGAAAGCGGACAAUCAAGACAACGACUUCACGGCUCAUUCAACAGCUACCAUUAGUUUUUCGUCAACUGAGUGCCGUGUUAAUUGAAUAAAUAUCAAAUUGCAUCCGCGAGGAGAAUUGUUUCGCAGUAAAAAUUGUUCGAAUUUUUGUAAAGAAUAGACCAUUUUUAUUCGUGUUUGACUUGAAAAAAGUUAGAGGAAGGUAUUUUGUGCAAUCAACACGUGCUGCCUAGCUGCUAAAUCGAGUCAUUACUUUUCAAUGUUAUUGUCGAUUUAAGUGCAGCCACUCGACAAUUCUAUUUCACACUGAUUGUUUUAUGUGCGUUUCGAUCGACAAGCCGUGUAAUUAAGUAAAUUGUGAGUGUGAACACUAGCCGUGAAAAAAGAAAUGCCGUCACAAAAUUCAGUUCGCCAUCGCAGAGUAAGUAAAAACGAAAAUAUGUCUGAAUAUAAUAGCAAUUGAUGUUGAAAAACAUCAAAAUGACAGUCAAAAUAUCAAUAGGCCAAUUGAAAAGUAAAACACAGUGUUUACAUCACAUUCGUUAUCUUGUUGAAAAUAUUCGAGACGAACCAAAACCUGUGAGGUCCCAAUACCAUCAUCGAAAAUAACAAUAACUCGUUCAAGAAUAUAUACAUAUUUGAUCAUGUAUUCGAUCAUCAAAAUGAUUCGACUGGGAAACAUUGUCUCUCGGCAACAACGACACACAUUCUAUUCGUCUGAAUAUCAAGGUCUGAUAUAUCAAUUGCGAAAGCGCCGUGUCAUCAUUAGAAACGACAAAUCAAAAUUAGACGAGUUGAAUGGGAAUAUGUUUUUUUCUUCCUCUUCAAAAUCCUCCAACGUUCAAAACGAAAAAAACCAAGCCGUUUAAGUGAAGAGGUUGUUAGUUAUCAUUUAAUACUAGUGCUGUCACUUGUACAUGCAAACAAGAUAAGAUUGGCGAAUCUUUGGUGAAUAACGAUUUACUGAUAUGAUAGAAACAAAGAGACAUGAGUUAGAGAAAUGAAAAUUUACACGGUAGAAAAAUCAAAGAAAGACAUGAGCCGAUCGAAAUCCCUGACAAUCAUUCACAAUUGGAAAUCAAAGAUGGCAUCGAAAUCGUAUGAAUUGGCUGUGGUCGACAGCUGAAACUUUCAGCCUGAAAAUGCGAUAAGUACAGCUGAUAUGGACAAUCCUCAUUCGCAGCAACAGCAACAAUUUUUUGGGCUCUAAUAAAAAGACGCCGCAUGCGAUCUAAAAUUUCAGUGCACUGCUGUGCGUUGACGCGAAAUUUUGCGAUGGCCGUACAGCCUUUCUAAGCGGAUUUCUUGUUCUUCGUGUUCGGUGUUUUGUAUACAAAUAAUAAAGUCACAUCACAUUGACGCGGACGAUUCUAUUUCCAAUUUUGCAAGCAGCCGCUGAACCCGUGCAUUUCGCUACACAUACACAUCGGCACCCAUACACAGAGCAAGAGUGUAUUACAACCCAGAAAUAGCAUAUCGCACACACCAUGACAAUGGACUACGAGCUGUGCGAACGUCGUGAACUGUCAAUGGUAAUAAUUUGUUGGUGUGACGUUUCGCUGGAUUUGCCCAAGAGCUUGUUUGUGUCAUGAACUCUGUUUUUCGGCUAUUGAAUCCAUUUUUUUUUCGAUUAAAAAGUGCAUUUUAUAUGUUCAAAACUUACGUAAAAUUGGUAUCAAAACGAAAAAAAAAACUGAACAUUGUAGUCAUCGCAAAUUGACUGCGAAAAUGAAUCUCGCGCGCUGUGUGUGUGAAUGAACAACAUGUUCAAACAUUGAAGAAAAAAAACAGUUCCGUUUUGUCACAAUGAUAAACCUAAUCUCAGUCAAGCUAUUGUAUUUAUGUGAUGUGUAUUCACGUGAUGAUGCCACAAGUUUAUUUUGAUUGUGUUGGCCAGUUUAAACUCAAAUGUCUACUGUAACAAUAUGGUCAUGAUAUUACCAGCGUUUUCUUCCAUUCGGAUUCCAUUAAAAAAAUUGCCAUUCGCUUCCAACGUUCUCGCACGUGAACGGUACAAUUUUGAUGACGUUUUUCCAAAUGAGCGUUGCCAUUUAAAAUUACUUGUUAAACGCAUUGACGUUCGGUGUCGAUCAAAUACAGCUGUUUUCAAUAAUAUCAACAAGACCGAAUGAAUUGACCCGUUUCAAAGCGAUUGUUUUCCGAAGCUGUUUCUAAAUUGAGCGCAUCUCAUACGAAAUGUGUGCUGAUUGUCGCAUCGUCUUCUACACACGAAUCAGAACGUAAAUCAUCUUUAAACCAUUCGGUUGAUCUGAAUUACAACGUAUUCAUCACACAUUGGUCGAGCUUGUGAAGUUAUAAAUCUAAGUAGUCUGUGAUAAAAAACGAAUCUUGUCGUACCAAAUCUAAUGCAAAUAGCAUUCAACGGUGUCACGGUUCGGAUAUCGUUAAUUUAGUGCAAUAAGAUAAGAAAAGAAAGAGUACAUAUCCAAGAUCUAGUUAGUUAAGUGUCAAAUAUGAGACAAUAUCACUACAGAAGACUGUCUCAAAGCGGAGAUCCAUCGAAAUUAAAACCAAAUGGAAUUGGAAAACACCCAAAAUCAGCAACACGCAAAAGUGGGCUGCAAACAUCAUUUGUAUGCUUGAUUAUUUGCGCACUUCUCCUCACAUUCCUCUUGGGCUCCUAUACAGAUACUUUUCAUCCUCUAGUCGAUAAGGUUGCCGUAUCUUUGGGCUAUAAACAACUGCAAUAUGCCGUUGUCAUUGACGCCGGAUCAACGGGCAGCCGAGUCAUUGCAUACGAAUUCCACUUAGGAUACAUGGACGGUCGGUUGGUUUUGGACAGAGAAUUGUUCGUUCAAGUUAAGCCAGGUCUUUCAUUUUAUCAUGACAAACCUGCCGAGGGAGCCAAAACAAUCCAAGGACUUUUAGGAAAAGCAAAAGAUUUUAUCCCACAAGAAUUUUGGGCAACAACACCUCUCGUUCUUAAGGCAACUGCCGGCCUACGACUACUGCUACCUGUUGAAGCUGAAAAUCUACUGAACGAAGUGCGUGACGUCUUUUUGCGCUCGGGCUUCUUAGUUAAGGAUGAUUCGGUGGAAAUUUUGGAUGGCCUCGACGAGGGUAUCUAUUCAUGGUUUACCAUUAACUUUUUGUUAGGUCGUUUAGGUAGUAAAAAUACAGUAGCUGCCCUGGAUUUGGGUGGUGGUAGCACACAAGUAACAUUCGCACCAAAAGAUGUACAUAAAACGCCUUUGCUGUCAGAAUAUAUGCACACGGUCAAUGUACCAAAUGCAAAAAUUGAUGUAUUCACAACUAGUUAUUUAAAUUUGGGCUUGCAAGCCGUUCGCCAUGCCGUUUUUACACACAAUAGCACCAAUGGUGGCAAAGAUUUGGAAAGUAUUUGCGUGAAUCCAAUCAUCCAAUCAAAUCCAUUUAAAUAUGGUACAAAAGUAUACAAGCUCAGCGGGCAGAGUAAUAGUAAAUCGACCAAAGAGAAUCCGAUUGUCGAUUUUGAGGCAUGCGUUGAAUUGGUGAAACAAAAAGCCAUGCAUUUGGUGAAUCCAAAACCAAUUACACUCAAUCAAAAUCAAAUAGCUGCAUUCAGUUACUUCUUUGAACGGGCCAUCGAAACUGGAUUAGUUGAUCCAUUCGAAGGUGGUGAAAUUACAGUCGGUGACUUUAUUUCAAAAUCCAAAGAAAUAUGCGCCACUGCAAAUACUGACCAGCCAUUCAUGUGCCUCGAUCUAACGUACAUUUCAGUAUUAUUAAAGGACGGCUACGGGUUGGACUCAAAGACUAAAGUCAAACUAUACAAGCAAAUAAACAAUCAUGAAAUCUCAUGGGCUCUCGGUUGUGCUUACAAUUUAUUGGCUGAUGUUUCACGCAUGAAAAAAUAAACACACACAAACAGCACAAUACAAUGAAACAACAACAUACACUUAUACAAUAUACAUUCGAAGGAAGAGAUGGGGGAGAUGACCAAGAUAAUCAUUUUGCAUGCAUUCAGACCAAUUCCAAAAAAUGGGAUUUGAAAAGGACAGUUCAAACUUUCCACCGCAGAAAAGAAAAGUAGAUGAAAUCUAGUUGGAACAAGGAUUUAAAUAAAACACUACUAUAUUCAUGUAAAGAAAAUAAUGGGAUUUGGAAGUUGGUCAAUCGAAAAAUAUACUGCAACAAAUAAUUGGGUAUCAAUUCCAAUAUUUUCCUAGAAACACAUCUCAUUUAAAAGUAUGAACAAAAAUAGCUGAAACAAAGAAAAACAAAUCGCAAAUUGCUAAAACAAUUGAAAACAAAUUAGAUGAAAUUUUUGAACAAAUGUAACUCGUGGGAGCCUUGAAAAUAACCGCCAAUUCUUUUUCCAUCAACUAACUUUCUAACUCCAUUCCUAUACAUUGACUCUUGUGAUGUAAAUACAUAUGCGAACCCGUUGUGAACAAAUUGAUAAAAAAGAUAGACAAUGAGAUUAAAUUUAAGCGACAAAAAACAGUGAAUUGCCUUUUCAACGAGACUUGUGACGACUUUGUGUAAAAUGGAAACAAGUUUUUCUUUUUCGUUUUUUUUUGUCUGUAUUCCAAUUUUUAUUUUAAAAAAAAAGGAUUUUUGUUUAGUAGCACGAAAUUUUUAGGUUUUACUAUGUAACAUGUUGAAACAACGAUUUAUAGAGAGAAAAAUGCCCAAAAUAAAAAUUAAACUUUGAUAUUUUUAAAUCAAA